This is a messenger RNA of Carassius carassius (crucian carp), 1503 nucleotides long. RefSeq names its product ras-related protein Rab-38-like. Gene Ontology annotation, molecular function: GTPase activity; GTP binding. NCBI's taxonomy places the organism in Eukaryota, Metazoa, Chordata, Actinopteri, Cypriniformes, Cyprinidae. The transcript has 3 exons. The record is from RefSeq and is a predicted model, not a curated record. Gene Ontology annotation, cellular component: trans-Golgi network; phagocytic vesicle; lysosome. Gene Ontology annotation, biological process: endosome to lysosome transport; phagosome-lysosome fusion. The coding region runs from base 227 to 862 and encodes 211 amino acids.
CGUUUAAUCUAACUGAAUAAAUGAUCUUUUUUGCCAACUGUGAUUACCAUACCGAUGAUGAAGUAUCAACAGAUGCUCAGCCCCUCCGUUUUCUCACGUAUCUGGUCUCAUGCUCGACUGACGAGUCACAAGUUGUGCUUUUCUCUCUGCGGGGCGUUUCUGUUUCUCCCCUCAGAGUCUGACCGCGGAUCACACGCGUCCAUGAUCGGCUCCGUCUCACACAGACAUGCAGAACCAUCACCUGAAGGAGCACUUGUAUAAAAUCCUGGUGAUCGGGGAUCUGGGUGUGGGGAAAACCAGCAUCAUCAAGCGCUACGUGCACCAGAACUUCUCAGCGAACUACCGCGCGACCAUCGGCGUGGAUUUCGCGCUCAAAGUUCUCAACCUUGAACAGGAGACCGUUAGACUGCAACUCUGGGACAUCGCCGGCCAGGAGCGUUUCGGGAACAUGACGCGGGUGUAUUACCGAGAGGCCAUGGGAGCCUUUAUUGUUUUUGACGUCACACGGCCAUCAACAUUCGAGGCCGUGGCCAAGUGGAAGGAGGAUCUGGAUGCCAAGCUGAGUUUAUCCAACGGCAAACACGUGGCGGCCGUAUUGCUCGCCAACAAGUGCGAUCAGGGCAGAGACGUUCUCACCAACAAUGGCAUCAAGAUGGAGCAGUUCUGCCAGGAGAACGGCUUCGUGGGAUGGUUUGAAACUUCAGCCAAGGAGAACAUUAAUAUAGAUGAGGCCGCACACUGUCUGGUGAAGCACAUUAUAGCUAAUGAGAAUGAUCUGCUGCAGUCCGAGGUUGCAGACACCAUCUCGCCGCAGCAGGAGACCAGCCGAGGAGGAACCUGCUCGUCGUGUUUCAGGUCCUGAAGAAGAUCUCCAGAGGCUCUCUGAGGAGCGCCUCUCCAUUCAACCUCAUCCUGGUUCUUUCAGGUCUUUCCAUUGGGUUUUUUUUCUCUUCCCAUCUCAUUCACGUCUCCUCUCGACUCUGUUUAUCUGUGUCAGUGCCGGAGAGGCAACCCUGUCGCCUUGUCUCGGUUUCUAUGAUUACAAGCCUUAUCGAACACUUUGCAGAUCAGAACAUUUUUAAGGGAAAGAGACAAUGUUGAGAAAUUCAUCUGCAAAAACUUCACGAGAACUUCAGGUUCCUGCAGAAUCAAAACCCUGAAAGGCCAAUGCUGCGUUUUACCGUCCAUUCUUUCAUUUUAUUAUCAUUUCGCUGACCUACUUUGCUGUUAAUUCAUAGUUUUACUUACAAACAAAAAUCAGCUGAAUAAGCAAAGCCAACAAAUUAAAAACGUUAUGAGUAAAGUGAAACUGAAAGUGAAUUUUCCAUAAUUUUUGUCAAGUCAGCCGAAGUCAUUCAGCUUAUGAAUUAUUCAGGUAUGAUGAAUUUGAACAUUUCUGGUUCAAAAUGUGCAGUUGCAGAUUUUUCUAAAACAGUGUUUCUGAAAGUAAACAGAAGAACCACGUAAAGGACAUUUAAAGACUAAAAUGCAAGGAAAACAAUA